Colletotrichum paranaense is the source of this 1713-nucleotide messenger RNA. RefSeq names its product F-box domain-containing protein. Bases 1 to 1713 code for a protein of 570 amino acids. The transcript has 5 exons. The record is from RefSeq and is a predicted model, not a curated record. NCBI's taxonomy places the organism in Eukaryota, Fungi, Ascomycota, Sordariomycetes, Glomerellales, Glomerellaceae. Gene Ontology annotation, molecular function: protein binding.
AUGUCACAGCCGCCGCAGCAGCAUCAACAGCUGCUGCAUAUCAACCUGCUACCGGCGGAGAUCCUCCAUCACAUCUUUUCGGGCCUCGAGCCCCGCGACCUCGGACGUCUGCCCCGCACAUGUCGAUUCUUGCACUCCUACGUCAAGGGGAAUCAGAAACUUUGCAAGGACGUGUAUUUGAAUGCUCUUGACACACCUAAGCAGACUGGGUUGGAUUGGGAGAGGGAACUGCACGAUUUCGUGAGACUCGGUCUCGUUUGCGCUGGGGAUAGUUUCAACGAAAAGGUGGGAGAGAUUCCCUUGCCCCCUUUCACUAUCUCCCGCGACCUCCUCCCCUUCGUAUCCGACGUCGUCAACAGGCUGCUACAACAUGCCUCCCCGACAGGCGAGACGCAAAACGACACAGGCACCCACGCCGUCUCCCGCAACGCCGCCGCCCUAGCCAACUUCUUCCGCGACGAGCCCGCGCGGGUGGCUUUUCUGUGUCGCUCUCACAUCUUUGACCGCGCGCGUGGCGACGUAGCACGCCCGACAAGCAGCCGCCGCCGGCAGUCAUCGUCCCCGUCGGCGUCAUCCUCCUCUUCCUCCCGGCUGGCGGACCCAACCGCCGACGACAUCCACCAACAGAGCGCAAAGCUCCACUGCCUCUACGGCCGCCCCAUCUUCAACUUUGGCCGCACGCGGUCCUCGCGGGUAUACCCCUACGCCGCGUGCAAGGUCUACGACAUGCGACAGUACACGACGCGCACGAAAUGGGGGCCCUUUCGAGACGACGAUUCGGGGCGGGUGGACUGGGAAAAGAUGGAGGCCAUCAUGAUCGUGCUGGGGAGCAACAUCAGAUCGCAGCGUCUCACCGCAAAGGUAUUUUCCAACCUCUGGGAGAAGCCGUUUGCGGGCUCGUGGUCGGGGAGUUACGUGCCCUCACCGGGGAGAGGGAUCCGGGAUUUGGAUCUGGAGGACCCGUACGGCGUCGCGGGCACGUGGUUGAGGGUGGUUUGUUUCAUCGACUAUAACGAUUUCUUCCACUAUAAUUUCCCGAUUGGAGAGGAGCCGCCGCCGAUCGAGGUGCCGCGGCCGCCGCUGGACGUCGGGGAGGCGACGAGGAUUAUCUUGAUGAAGAUGUAUGUUGUUGAUGUGCAGCCGCCCGGGGAGGAGGAUGGGAAGGAGCUGCCUGUUGUGCACUUUCAUGGGUUGUCGCGGUCGGUUGAUGAUUCGUGGGAUGAGAAUGCGCAUUCGCAACUUCGUGCUACUGAAGGCACGGUUCGGAUGACCAAGGAGGGCGAGGUGAGGUGGACGACCUUCUCCGUUUUCAACGGCCACGCGCGGUGGCGGAGCGAGGGGAUACAGAUUGGCGGUGUUGGGUCGGCUCGCGGUGUCAUGGGACACUGGUUCGAUACAGACUACGACCCCCACGGCCCCUGCGGGCCCAGCGCCUACUUCAAGGUCUCGGACCGGGCGCCGGGCCCCAAGGACGGCGACGACAAGAAGAUUGACAUUCACGAUUUCCUGCCCAUCAUGGACUUUGACGCGGAGCUGGCUAGCAACGAGGACGACGACGAGGACUUUGUGGUCGGGGAGUGGGGGGAGGACGACGACGAUGACGGGGGCGAGAUUGAUGAUGAGGAGCUGGUGGAGGAUUUGGCGGCGUUGGCGGCGCCGGAUUCCGAGCUUAUGGAUCUUGUGCUUGGUGGGCAUCAUCUUAUAGAGCAGUGA